This is a messenger RNA of Centruroides sculpturatus (bark scorpion), 2258 nucleotides long. RefSeq lists its product as uncharacterized. Lineage: Eukaryota; Metazoa; Arthropoda; Arachnida; Scorpiones; Buthidae. The record is from RefSeq and is a predicted model, not a curated record. The coding region runs from base 281 to 1294 and encodes 337 amino acids. The transcript is spliced from 2 exons.
AGCGGUUUGGUACUUAAAGCGUAAAAACAAUCGUUUUUACAUUUUAAUUAGAAAUCGAUUUUAUAAAAACGAAAUUUGAAAGUUUCUUUAUAUAAUACGUAAACGAUGAAGUGUCGGUUUAGGUAUUUAUUUAUCCAACUUGAUUUUUUUAAAUAGACAGUUUACGUUAACCGAACAUUCUUUCUUGAUUGGCAUUCCUAUGGAUUUAUGAGUUCGAUAACGAUUCAGUUAGAUUUUGUAUUUUAAAUUAUUCUGGUUGAAAUUUUACUGCAUUUUUAUCAUGUUAUCGUCUCUUAAGUUAUGCGGCUCUUCGGUUGAACUUCCCGGCUUCUACAUUUGUAGCGAAGAAGACGACGACGUAUCGACUCCGACGACAGAUGGAGAAUCGCCGAUAGUGGACGGAUUGCAAAUUCCACCUUACGACAUAAGACCUAUAGAAAGUCGCGGGGAGGAGAAACAAGCUUUGAAUCUUUUUAAAGCGGAUGGCAUUAAACUCAAAAUAGCCGAAUUAUUCAAACUUCGCUCUCGAGACUCCGACGCUUAUCUAGUCGCCGUCUUGGGCAAUUCUGGACUCGUAAUCGGAUGCUGCGUUUGUAUCGCUAUCGAUUGGAAAAUCGGGAUGAUCGUGAACUGCGCGAUUAACGAGGAGUACAAAGAAGCGACGGAUUUACUCAAAUCGCAACUACUAGACGAAGCCGUCAAACAUCUUUCUCCGCGUUACGUGUACGUAAACGUAAAAGUCGGCCGUAACGUAAACGCCCGACUUAUUUCUUACACUUCUCGCUGGAACAUCGACGUGUACGAGACCUACUGCAGGAUGUUGAGAACGGUGUCCGUUAGCCAUCCAGCUCAAACUUUAUGUAAAUGCGUGGUGCGUUUUCGACGAACUUUGUCUUUCUGCUCCGAAAAACCCUCCAUGCUGGACAGCCGCUUUUUACUGCGAUAUUUUGACAUUAAGAGCGCGGUGGGAUUCUACAUCUUUCAAAAGGAAACGGAUAAUUAUUGCUACCUUUUCAAAUAUUUCGGCAGAUGGCUUUUGGCGCCCAUGUACGCCACUUCCGAAGAUUUCGCUCGCGUAAUUCUACGCGAGGUGGCAAAUUACGUCAGACGCCAGCCGGAAAUAGCGGGUUCGAUAAUGGCGUUUAGUCCUUACCGUCCCGAAGGAAUCAACAAAAGCGGAGAAUUAUUGGAAGAAAUGGGAUUUAUUAAAACUUCGAUAACGUAUAAGCAGAAGUUUUCGGAAUCGGUUAUGAACGAUUACUCGGGAGAUGCCGUAGAACUAUGUGUCGUUUGAAGUUAAUUCCGUUCCGGACUGUACCCGUUCGAAGCGAAUUCGCGUCUUACGUCAAUAUGUAAACGUGCAAAAAUAAAACGAUGUCGUUCGUUUAUCCGCUCUUUCCGAUGGAAUAAAAAAGUAAUGACUACAUUCCUCCCAGUUUUUUUAUUAAUUUACAUUUCCGUCGUGUGAAAUAGUCGUUGCCGAGUAAAACGAUGAAAUUGUAGUUAAAAUUCGUGUACUGUAUUCUAUUUUUGACUUUUCGCAGUGGAUUUUAACAUGUGAAAAAUAACACGUCGAUUUUAUGAACGAUAAUCUUCGCAUUUAUUUGCGAUUCAUUGACUGUUCGAGUUUCGAUUUUUAAAAAAAAAUGGUUACGAAUAUAUAUUUAUAGUGUGUAUGUGUUCGUCAAUAUCUCUAACGUCGCAUCCGAAUCCAUACAUAAUAGUAAAAGUUUAUGCGCUUAAUUCCAAUAGUGUAUGGAAAUCCCGAUGCUUAAUUUACCCAGAGAAAAGGUGGUGGAAAGCCAACGAAUCUCUUGGACGGUGACGUCGUUUUCGGAGAGUUUCGCUCUCUUACAAAUCUUGUAGAACUUUGUCGCAGCAAGCUUUUACAAGCGAUUAAAUUUAAUAUUUAACUUAUAACUUAUUGUAUUUUAUAACGCAUAGGCUAUAUUGCUGAGGGGCUCGUGCCCAAAUGUAUCUUUUGACUGAACAGCAACAAUAAAAAUACUUCUAAAACAGUGAUUAACCGUGUCUCUCCUACAAUUACUUUCUAACAGCGGACUUACGAUAGUGAAAGAAUCAUCUGGUUAUUACGUAUUAACCUAUCUGGAAUCACGUAAUUAUAACUUUUCCUUUGAAACAUGUCUGUGAUGUGUAAUUUCUUGUAGCACUGAGCUUUUGUUUAGCACAACACCGAAACAAAUUGCAAUUUGCGGAAUGCGUGUGCCAAAUUAUCGAACAAAGUCCGAAUUAUCGGC